AUGCUCCUCGCCAACCAGACACACCUUGGACACUCGACUUCCCGCUGGAACCCCCAGAACUCGCGCUAUAUCUUCGGUAUCAGGGAGGGGACUCACAUCAUCUCUCUUGACAUCACGGCGGCUUACCUCCGACGUGCGGCCAAGAUUGUGGAGGAAGUUGCCUACCGGGGUGGAUUGAUUCUCUUUGCGGGCACGCGAAAGGGUCAGAAGCGUGCGGUGGUCAGAGCCGCGGAACUGGCUCAGGGAUAUCACAUUUUCGAGCGUUGGAUCCCUGGUAGCUUGACCAAUGGCCAGCAGAUCUUGGGCCAUUGCGAAAAGAAGAUCGUGAACGGCUUCGAUGAGACGAUUGAGGACCUCUGGAAAGAGGAAUUGGAAGGUUACCGUGCACUUAAGCCCGACCUUGUUGUUUGCUUGAAUCCCGUCGAGAACGUUGUCCUGUUGCACGAGUGUGGUCUCAACAACGUCCCGACUAUCGGUAUCAUCGACACUGACGCCGACCCGACCCGUGUCACAUACCCCAUCCCUGCCAACGACGACAGUUUGCGUUCCGUGACUCUGAUUGCUGGUGUGCUGGGACGGGCAGGAGAAGCGGGUCAGCAGAGAAGAUUGGCGCAAGCGCGUAAGGGUGAGUGGACGUACAAACUCAUGCAACCACUCCGUCAGCAAGUAGAGGAGACGACUCUGGAGACCGCGGAAGGACAGACGCCAGAAGCUUCCUCUCAGGAUGUUGUGUCUGAGGAAGUUCCUUCUGAGGGAAGCCCGCUUGACAAGCCUAAGGAAGAGGCCAAGGAUGACGAAUAG
Aspergillus luchuensis is the source of this 801-nucleotide messenger RNA. RefSeq names its product mitochondrial 37S ribosomal protein uS2m (gene MRP4). NCBI's taxonomy places the organism in Eukaryota, Fungi, Ascomycota, Eurotiomycetes, Eurotiales, Aspergillaceae. The transcript has a single exon. Bases 1 to 801 code for a protein of 266 amino acids. Gene Ontology annotation, molecular function: structural constituent of ribosome. Gene Ontology annotation, biological process: translation. Gene Ontology annotation, cellular component: ribosome; mitochondrial small ribosomal subunit. The record is from RefSeq and is a predicted model, not a curated record.